Fusarium redolens is the source of this 1797-nucleotide messenger RNA. RefSeq lists its product as uncharacterized. The record is from RefSeq and is a predicted model, not a curated record. The transcript is spliced from 10 exons. Bases 1 to 1683 code for a protein of 560 amino acids. Gene Ontology annotation, molecular function: ATP binding; ATP-dependent protein folding chaperone. Lineage: Eukaryota; Fungi; Ascomycota; Sordariomycetes; Hypocreales; Nectriaceae.
AUGACGACAAACAAGCCAGUAGACGACUUGAUCAUCAUCGGAAUCGACUUCGGAACGACCUACUCCGGGGUUGCUUGGGCGUAUUCCCGACAACCUGAUGAUAUCGAAGUUGUCACAAGCUGGGAGGCAGAGAUGAGCAAAUGCUCAGACCUUGAGAAAGUGCCAACUCAAUUGCUCUACGAUGAUAAAGAAGUUGAUGCUUGGGGCUAUUCUAUUCCUGGGGAUGAGAAUGGCCUCAAAUGGUUCAAGCUCUUGUUACUCGAAGAUUCUGACAUCACAGCUGAAAUGUCCAACUCGUCUCAGAUUCGUGAAGCCCGCAAGUUCCUGAAGGAAACGAAUGAUGAUGCUGUUGAUGCGGUUGCAAACUUUCUGCGUGAGCUCUGGGGCCACGCCAUGGAAACGUUUGUUCGCAAAUUCGGACCUGAGCUGGUAGGGAGAUCGAGGUUUCAUGUAGUGGUCACUCUUCCAGCAAUUUGGCCACCUUACGCCCAGCAGCGCAUGAAGCGAGCUGCUAAGAUUUCGGGUAUCCUUGAUAAGAGACCUUGCGGUGAAACCACGCUACACUUUAUCUCGGAGCCGAAGGCAGCGGCUCUUGCAACAAUUCAAGAUCUCUCUCAACGUUCAACCAUCAAGACAGGUGAUACUCUAGUCAUUUGCGAUGCUGGCGGUGGAACAGUGGAUCUCAUCAGCUACGUCGUCGAGUCCACGAAACCCUUCACUGUCAAAGAGUGCGUAAAAGGCGACGGCGGCCUCUGUGGCAGCAUUUUUCUCGACGAGAAUUUUCUUAGACUCAUCAAAAGCAAGGUCUCUUCUACAUCAUGGAGAAACGUCAGCAAAGCCGAGGAAAGAAGAUUCCUCAACGACGAGUGGGAACACGCAAUCAAACAGCAGUUCUCAGGUCAGAGUAGGAAUUGGUUGGUCUCACUCCCUGAUGGCUGCCGUGGAGCCUUGAGCCAGGGAUCCAAAAGGCGAAGAAACAUUAAGCUUAGCUCAAACGAUGUUUUAUCAGUGUUUACUCCCGUCGUGGACAAAAUUGAGGCACUAGUUCAUCGACAGAUCCAGGCGAUCCAGGGUAAAUACGGGCAGCCAGCAAAGUAUGUCAUCCUCGUCGGUGGGUUUGGCCGAAGUCGGUAUCUCUUCAACCAACUCAGAGCUUCGACAGGAGCUACGUUUGUUAUCCAUGUGCUGUGGGUUUCAUCUAAUGAAUGCAGAUGGACUGCUAUAUGCCGAGGAGCAGUCGUCAAUGGUAUUAGCCAUGUCCUUGAACCAAGCCUUGGCGUGAGAAUCGACAGCAGGAUCGCUCGAUGCAGUUAUGGGGUCUGUUUCACGGACACUUUUGUUCCCAAGAGGCACCGGAUCCGUGAUAAAGUGUGGUCAGAGGAGAGACAAGAAUGGAGGGCUGAAAAUCAGAUGAAAUGGUUUCUCAGAGAGGGCAACAACAUCUAUACCAAAAGACCAAUCCGAAGCUCCUACCCUGAUGACGAUGAAGACACUUGCCCAAUUAUCCACUGGACACGCGAGGUCAAGCUCGAAACCCUUCCGACGUGGACUAACUCGGCGGGCGAGGUCUAUCGUGAGCUUGAAUUCAAAAUCAAGAUGACAUGCGAUGACGGGACUGUAGACUUCGCCGUCUAUUUCGAGGGCCAACGGGUUGGAGCCCGAAACAUCGAGGUCAAAUUUUGAUGGACAUGGAGAGGUGAAAAAGGCCGCUGUCAUGGAUGAUGGCAUGAUGGAUGGAAAUGAACCGCUCUGGUAAUUACCCAGACUUUUCCGAGGCAGAAGUGACGAUAGUGCUGG